CUUUGAGAAACAUGGACAGUUUUGUUUUCUCGAAUAAAAACGUUAUAAAUAUUGAAAAGAAAAAAAAAAAAAAAGAAUCUUAAUAAAAAAAACCACUCAGCUCUCCGCACCAUGUAUAGUGGGAAGAACUCUUUUCGAAUCUGAACGUCUUUUAAGCUCAAAAAGAAAGACGAAGUGCAUUCCCCAGACACACAUCCUGUUACCUAAUCCCCUGAACUCGAGGAACAGAGUUUGGUUUUUCUAAAGGUUCUAACUUUUUUCGCUUGCCCAGAUUUAGCAGAGGAGCUCUUUUGAAAGAAAUGCAAAAGUGGCCAUCUCUCUCUUGCAGAUUGUUUCUCUUCCAGCUUGAUUCUAUAGUGUAAUACUAAGUUUCAGUGAGGUCCUUUUGUUUUAUUUGGAUCUUGAGCUGUCUUAUCAAUGUCUAUAAAGUAGAUAAUUCUUAGGAGUUGAACAUCUACCUUAACUUUUUGUGAAGAGACAAGAUUUUUUUCUAUUCCUGGCUUGAUGGGUAAAGAGAAUCAGUUAGAGACAGCAAACUGUGGAGUCAAUGAUAACGAUUGUCCACCCCUCAAGACCGAUGAACUACCAUCCAAGGCGCGUUACAGCACAGACAGUGACUCAGGUUUACCAACAUGUCGUGUAUGCCACUCUGCAGAAUCCGACAAACGAGGAGAUGCUGCCUUAGGGUUCUUAGGGAUCACUCCCACCAUUCCACAACCUCAUAAAACCAAUGAAGACGAAAAUUAUGAUGAUGGUGAUGUCAGCAAAGCUACAGAGGCUGAGCAGAAGAGUUCCAUUGAUAUAGAAAUGGGAAUCCUGCAGCAUCAUGAUCGGUUGCUUGAACUUGGAUGCUCUUGCAAAAACGAGCUUGCUUUGGUACACUACGCUUGUGCUCUCAAAUGGUUUCUCAACCAUGGAUCUACAGUAUGUGAAAUCUGUGGGAUUGCUGCUGAGAAUAUUAAAACUGCUGAUUUCAAUAAAGUGGUUAUUGCCUUGAGAGAUCACACGGCCCUAAGAGUUGAUGGAGGAGAUUCGACCGUAGAUACAGAUGAAACUGGUGGUAUUAGAAGGCAAAGACUUAGUGAUGUAUCUUCAUGGUUUGGUCCACAUGCCUUGAACAACAACAAUAAUAACAGUAGCUCUGCUGCAGCAGCUUCUCAGGCUAUGUCUGAACAACCUUUAGGUGCUGUGAACUUUGGGGUCUUGCCUAUGGAGAACCGUGCAACUAAAUGGGCUGUGGAAGGUACUGGGAUUCUACUUGCUACUGGUUUACUCACUGUUACUUUGGUUUGGAUCAUUGCUCCUCGUGUUGGAAAGGAAACUGCUAGGAGUGGACUACAUAUACUUCUUGGUGGUCUAUGUGCUUUAAUAAUAGUCAUCUUCUUCAGAUUUGUUGUGCUGACUAGAAUCAAGUAUGGUCCUGCACGGUACUGGGCAAUCUUAUUCAUCUUCUGGUUUCUUGUGUUUGGUAUUUGGGCUUCUCGUUCUUCUUCUCACAAUAACUCUUGA
This is a messenger RNA of Eruca vesicaria subsp. sativa (arugula), 1509 nucleotides long. Lineage: Eukaryota; Viridiplantae; Streptophyta; Magnoliopsida; Brassicales; Brassicaceae. The record is from the annotation of a GenBank genome assembly.